CUUUGAACACAUGGUUCCUCCUUCACUUCUCUCAGAGAGGAGAGGAGCAGCUAUGAGUCUAACUGCAGCAGCGAGUGGAUUAGUCGUCUUCCUGCUCUCUGUGUCAGCGGUUCAGGGUCAGCGUGGCUGGGGAGUGAAUUACACUUCUACUAAGAUCUGUGCAGUGAAAGGAUCAACAGUGGAGAUAAGAUGCAGCUACACAUACCCAUCUACAUGGAAAGGUCGUGUUAACACAGUACAGAAAACAUUCUGGUUCACUAAAAAGAAAGAUGGUGAAUUUGUAGAUCUGACCACAGUCUCAAAGUAUGCAGGUCGUGUAGAGGAUCUCUGUGAAAACAACAUCUGCACUCUGAGAAUCAGAAACCUGACAGAGAGCGACUCAGUUGAGUACCAUUUAAGGAUCAUAACAAACCAAGAUGCACACUGGGGUUUUCCUGGAACCACUCUGUCUGUUACAGAUCUCCAGGUGGAGAACAGAUCAGGAUUGUCUACUCUCCUUCAGUGUCUCAGCAGAUGUUCACCUGGUCAAACUUCCUACAUCUGGUUUAAGAACGGACAGGAAGUGAAGGAAGACACAUCUUCUUAUGCAGACUUCAGAUAUGAUUCAGCAGACAGUUAUUCCUGUGCUUUGAAGGGAUAUGAGGACUUCCCCUCUCCUUCAGUGUGUGUCAGAGGUCAAACCUGCAACAGAGUGAUUUACACUGAGAGAAGCAUCUGCGCCUUAAAAGGAUCAUCAGUGGACAUUUCCUGCACGUACAGCAGCUUUGAAGAUGAUGUUAAAUCUAAAUUCUGGUUCAGACCUGAGCGUAGUCAUCAGAGACAGAAUCCCUCUCAACCUGAGGACCUUAGUGAAGACUCCCAGUAUGCAGGUCGUGUUCAGAUCCUUGAAACAGAGAGAGGACGCUUCACUCUGAGGACCUCUGACCUGAGAGACUCAGAUUCAGCUCAGUAUCUCUUCAAAUUCAAAACACCAAGCUUUGAAUGGGGGAGUGAUUUACCUGGAACAACUCUGACUGUCACAGCUCUCCAGGUGCAGGUGAUCAGAGCAAAGGUCUACAACUAUUCUACCGAGGCAGAGCUGAAGUGUCACAGCAGCUGCAGUCCAGCUGGUUCUCUGAACUACGUCUGGUUCAAGAACGGAGAGAAAAUCACAUCCACGAAUACAUCUUCUUAUGAAGGCUGGUUUCAGCCCAGAGACAACAUCUCUUGUGCUCUGAAAGGACAUGAAGACUUCCCCUCUCCUGCAGUGUAUGCUCCAAAGCUCCCCUCUGUGUCAGUGAGUCCCUCUGCUGAGAUAGAGGAGGGCAGUUCAGUGACUCUGACCUGUAGCAGUGAUGCUAACCCAGCAGCUAGCUACACCUGGUACAAGGAGGAUGAAGACUCUCCAAAAGCUUCAGGACAGAUCUUCACCAUCACUGACUUCAGAGCUGAACACAGUGGGAGUUAUUCCUGUGGAGCCCAGAACAAGUUAGGACGUAGUAACUCCACCUUUCAUCUGAGUGUUGGAACAGGGAGUUCACCAAUGAUAGUGAAUAUCAUCAGGACGACUCUGGGGGUCUUGAUGCUGGUUCCUGUGUUUCUCCUGAGUCUCUGGACGAGGAAGAAGAAAGCUCUGCGCUCCACCACUGAAGCACAUGAACCUGAAGAGAUAGAGUUGGACUCUAUCCCUGAGUAUCAGAACGACUCACACACUGCAGCACAGAGAGAAGACAGAGAGGAGCAGGAAGACCUGGUGUGAAGUCCAGUCAGAUUAGAGCCUCCUGCAUCAGACGCUCACCUGAUGGAAACAAAGAAGAAGGACGUUGAAAUGUCCCUGAGGAGAGCGAGGCUGUGCAGGAUGUGUGCGAAGUGGAUAUAUUCACGUUCAACUCUUAAAGCUUUUACUGUCAGUUUUCAGUAGCAGCAGCUUGUAGCUUUAGGCGCCGUUUACACGAGGAGAAAACUGCUUGUAUCUGCAUAGUUUCGCGUGCGUAUAGCCCUAUU
Trematomus bernacchii (emerald rockcod) is the source of this 1983-nucleotide messenger RNA. Its product is annotated as B-cell receptor CD22-like. The record is from RefSeq and is a predicted model, not a curated record. NCBI's taxonomy places the organism in Eukaryota, Metazoa, Chordata, Actinopteri, Perciformes, Nototheniidae. The transcript is spliced from 11 exons. The coding region runs from base 11 to 1738 and encodes 575 amino acids.